Symbiodinium sp. CCMP2592 is the source of this 1551-nucleotide messenger RNA. The record is from the annotation of a GenBank genome assembly. NCBI's taxonomy places the organism in Eukaryota, Dinophyceae, Suessiales, Symbiodiniaceae.
AUGGAAACAUCAGCCAAUCCAGCACUGCGUAGGUCUGACCGGCCCUGUCUCAUCAGUGCAGCAGAUCUUUCGAGAUCUCGCUCUAUGACGCGGGACCCUUUAUUUACUGCUGCAGGAAGACUCAGGGGCGGGUCCCCCAACAAUCCGUUGCCUCCCGAUGUUACGGUUCUCAUGGCUCAACAAAUUGCAUUGCUUCAAGAACAAACUGCAUUGCUUCGUGCCCAGACUUCUGAACGACAACAGGAGGCCCGUGUGUUCCAGAGUCCGCAACAGAUCCUCGAUUCCAUUGACCCCAGUCUGCGAUCUGAGCUGCAGAAGUGGAGACAUGGUUUCCGCAAGGACUUGGGACAUUGGGCUACGCACUCCGAGCUUCAUCACAAGUACUCCAAGAUCAUCGGAAACGGUGACAUUAUGAAGCAGUUUCAAGAAGAAAGCAAUCGCAAGUGGCAGUGGCCCAAACAUUACGAAGCAAUUGCAAAGCCAGUGGGUGACAUCGAUGAGGGUUUGGAUGCCGACAUGCAGUAUGACAUCAACGCCGCAUGGCUUUCACUUCGACGCAAGCAUGCACUUGAGUGUCAAAGCUUCAUAGCCGAGCACCAAAAACGUGCAUUCGCUUUCUUCGAGGAGCGUGUGUCUCUUCAGUGGACAGAGUGGAAGACACAUAACGCCAGCUUGCUAACGUCACAUGUGAUAGCCCAGGCCGAACGCAGUUGCACACACUUUGUCGACUUGGUACUUCGCGAAGAAGUUCCCAAAGUCAGAAGCCGACUUCAGGAUGCAGAAGCCACUCGCGCUAAGCGGGAAGCAGCUGUGAUCGAAGCCGAGACAAAGUUCGAGCAGAUGGAUCCCCAACAGCUGAUCGCGAUGAUUGAGCUUGACAAGCAGGCAAUCGUGAUGAAACAAGCUGAUGGCACAAAGAUUAAAGAGGUUGUUCUAUGCAAGUCUAGUGAGCUUGCAGCAUUGAUUCGCAAAUACCCCGAAUUGGAGCAACACUUCAGCGUCAAGUUCGUGGAUCUCUUCCAAACAAGGGUAAGCCAGCUGCCCGAAGAUCACCAACUCCCUACCCUCGUAAAUCUUCGCUCACCAAAAGGGGUCGUAGUACCUCCAAGCAUUCAUCUCGCGCAUCGUCGCGGUCUUCAUCGAGGAAGUCUACUUCAAAGCCGACCUCGCGCAAGCCAUCAACAUCAUCGAGAAGAGGCUCGGCGCAUUCUUCGCAUGAAGGCAAGGGCAAAGGAAAAGGGAAAGGAAAAGGCAAAGGUGGCCGCAAGGGCAAGGCUUCCGACAAAGGACGAGGACGAGGAAAACAAGUGCGAUUCAAUGGCAGCCGUAUUUGACGGUUGCGCCCUCCCAUCCAAACUGCAUCCGACGCAAGACGAAGAUGCAGAAGCUACUGGGAUUUUUCAGUGUCAAAGAUUGACUUUCUUUCGUUUUGUAUUAGCCGUUCUUCUAGAACUUCGUUGCAGACUUUGGCUACAAGAAUUCGUGGCACUUACGUUCAUUCAUGCAUGCCAUCAACGUUCUCAGUGCCGGAUUAUGUCAAGCUGUACUUGA